Batrachochytrium dendrobatidis JAM81 is the source of this 678-nucleotide messenger RNA. RefSeq lists its product as uncharacterized. The transcript has a single exon. Gene Ontology annotation, molecular function: iron ion binding; 4 iron, 4 sulfur cluster binding. NCBI's taxonomy places the organism in Eukaryota, Fungi, Chytridiomycota, Chytridiomycetes, Rhizophydiales. Gene Ontology annotation, biological process: iron-sulfur cluster assembly. The coding region runs from base 1 to 678 and encodes 225 amino acids. The record is from RefSeq and is a predicted model, not a curated record. Gene Ontology annotation, cellular component: mitochondrion.
AUGUUAUUUGAAUUAGAUCGCACCAUGUUUAUUCAAACUGAAUCCACACCCAAUCUUGAUUCUCUCAAGUUCAAACCUGGCAAACUUGUUCUCCCCGAAGGCACUACCAGCACUCGAGAGUUUAUUUCUGCUCGUGAAGCAAUGCAGUCCCCUCUAGCUUCAACCCUAUUCCGUAUCGAUGGAGUUAAAUCAGUUCUUUUUGGAAAAGAUGUCAUUACGGUCAACAAAUCUCCCGAUGUGGCUUGGUCCAUUAUCAAGCCAGAUAUUUUUGGCGCUAUUAUGGACUUUUAUUCGUCGGGAGUGCCGCUCUUUAAAGUUGCAUUUGAAGGUCCAACUGAUACCAUGAUCCUGCCUGAAGACUCGGAGACGGUCGCUAUGAUUAAAGAGCUGUUGGAUACACGUAUUCGUCCAACCAUUCAAGAAGAUGGUGGGGACAUUGAGUAUAUGGGCUUUGUAAAUGGUGCCGUAAGACUAAAGUUGAGAGGUGCAUGCCGAACAUGUGAUUCGUCUGUCGUGACUCUGAAAAAUGGAAUUGAAAAUAUGUUGAUGCACUAUAUCCCAGAAGUAACUGCUGUGGAACAGGUACUGGAUGACUUGGAAAUAGAGUCGAAUAAGGAAUUUUCAAUGCUAGAACAGUCGUUGAAGAACCAACAGCAUAUUCGCGUGAAAUCUCCUUGA